AUGCGAAUCCCACCCCUCCCUCAAACUCCGACAGGCCCGACGCACACCCUUCCACACUCCACCCCACAGCGUCGGUGCGUCAUCGGAGAAUUAUCCCACGCCCAGCUCCAAUACCUCGAAGCUCUGGAACCAAUAACCCCGCGCCCUCUGGCGCCGCCGCGCCGCGAGCGGCGAGAACACGACCCCACCCACACCACACGCCUGGGCAUUGGUGGCACACAGACACUAUUAUUGCACGUGGACAGGGCAAUCAUUGCGCUUGCGCCCACGCUCGCCUCAUCACAUCUGCUUUUGCUUUUGCUUUUCUAA
Molecule: messenger RNA, 309 nt
Organism: Aspergillus calidoustus
Lineage: Eukaryota; Fungi; Ascomycota; Eurotiomycetes; Eurotiales; Aspergillaceae
Source: the annotation of a GenBank genome assembly